GCCUCUAUAUAUCUAUUUGUAAUAAAUUUCCUUUAACCACUUCCCGUCCAGACCAUGUAUAUAAAUGGGCGGACGGAAGCAGUGCAGGGGAGGGUGGCCAUUUAUAAAUGUUCUCUUGCUUCGCUGCCUGUGCGCGCUCCCUGGGAGCACGUGGCACUGCGAUCUGGUGACUGCUGUGUCCGAAGGACACAUCGGAACACGAUCGCUGUAUGGGACCUCUGUGUGAGGUCCCGAUCAUGUGAUCACUGAUUGGCCAAUCAGUGUUCACAUGCAGAGUAGUAAGCAAGAUGUCACUUCUGACAUCAUUGCUUACUACGUGUGAAAUCUGUGAAUGAUCACAGAGGUCACAUGGUACAGGGCUAUUCACAACAGCCUUGUACCA
Staurois parvus is the source of this 382-nucleotide messenger RNA. The record is from the annotation of a GenBank genome assembly. NCBI's taxonomy places the organism in Eukaryota, Metazoa, Chordata, Amphibia, Anura, Ranidae.